Messenger RNA from Tetrahymena thermophila SB210, 2790 nucleotides. RefSeq names its product DOM34-interacting protein. The transcript is spliced from 8 exons. Gene Ontology annotation, biological process: maturation of SSU-rRNA. Gene Ontology annotation, molecular function: snoRNA binding; protein binding. NCBI's taxonomy places the organism in Eukaryota, Ciliophora, Oligohymenophorea, Hymenostomatida, Tetrahymenidae. Gene Ontology annotation, cellular component: Pwp2p-containing subcomplex of 90S preribosome; small-subunit processome. The record is from RefSeq and is a predicted model, not a curated record.
AUGGUUAAAGCAUAUCUUAGGUACGUAUUUAAUAAGACCGCUGGUCUCGUAACUGGACAUUCCUCCAAUAUAAUUUAUUAUGAUAACAUGAUCAUUUCUGGUAAUAGUCAGUAUGUUCUAAUCCUUGAUAUAAAGACUGGAGAAGUUGUUCAGACAUUAUAUGAAAAUAAUAAAAAUAGUGAAGUUACUAGUUUAGCUAUUUCAGUUACCAAUGCCACCAAAUAGCACAAUGUUAUAUUAGCUGCAGGUUUUGCUGAUGGAGAUGUUAUUCUAUGGAAUUGGGAGGAUUUUUCAUACAAAUGCAACUUAAAUGGACAUAAGUCAAAUGUUAGUCAUAUUCAAUUCAAUGAUGAUGGAACUCAAUUAAUUACUGGAAGUGGCGAUACAUCAAUAAUUGUUUGGGAUAUCUUAGGUGAAUAGCCUCUUUACAAAUUGGCAGGUCACAAGAAUGCAAUUACAGAUUUAUUUUAUUACAAAUAUUAAGAAAAUGAAUUUACUACUCACGAGUUUAUCUUAUCCACUUCAAAGGAUGGUCUUUUCAAGCUUUGGGAUAUGAGCAUUUCAAGCAGUGUGCAAACUAUUUCUUCAUUGAGCAAUGAAGUUUGGAAUAUGACAUUCUACAAGAAAGAGAAAACUAUUCUUUUAGGCACAAAUAAUGACGAAAUAGUCAUUCUUAAAUUUGCUCCUUCAUUUGAUCCAGUUACAAACCAAAAGAAAUUCAUCGAGCAUGUUGGAAACUAUAAAAAGCAAUCUUUCCAACGCCCUAUUUAGAUGGAAUUCAAUCAAAGCCAAGAAUAUCUCUUCUUAAUGACAAAUGACAAGACAGUUGAAAUUUACAAGAUUUUGAGUGAUGAAGAAAAUAAAAAGAAACAAAAAAGAAAGCAAAAAAAACUUAAAAAGAAAGAAGAGAAGAUGGAAAUCGAAGGUAAAGAAGAAGAGGAAGAAGUUGAAGGCGAAGAAUUAAUUAAAGAAUCUCUAUUCACAGAAAGAAUUUAAUACCAUACAACAUUCCAUUUCUAAAAGAAACUCCGUUCUUUCACUUUUUACAAUCAAGUAUAAAAGGGUAAAAGAAACCACAAUUUAUUCGCAGUUAGUUACCACAACAACAACAUGGAAUUGUAUGAGUUCUAAGUUAACUAAAACUCUUACUUAGAACAAAAGAUGAAUUAAGAUUACAAUAGAUUAGGUCAUAGAUAAGCUAUUAGAGCUUUGGCUGUUUCUGAUAAUGAUGCAUUGAUUGCAAGUGGUGGUGGUGAAAGUCUUAAAUUAUGGUCUUCUGAAGAUUUGUAAAGCGUUAGAACCUUCGAAACUGGUCAUAUAACUGCAGUCAGAUUUUUGCCAAGAAACAGAUUUUUCAUAGCAGCAGACAAAGAAGGCACCAUCUAUUUAGUUGAUAUCCCAAAAGGUGAUAUUAUUUAAACCAUAUAAAAUGCCCAUGAAGCUUCAAUCUGGAGUAUUGAUUAUCAUGAAAGUCCUCAUGGCUAUGAAAGUAUUGUAAUUAUCACUGGUGGUGCUGACAGAAAGCUAAAAUUCUGGGAAUUAAUCCUCAACAGUGAAACAAAGUUGCUUGAGUUAUAAGAACUAAAAACCUUAUAUAUGAGCGAAGAAGUAUUAUGUGCAAAAUUCGCACCUAACGGAUAUCACUAUGCUGUUUCUUUACUUGAUUAGAGCAUCAUUAUUAACUUCUCUGACUCUGAUAAACUAUUUUUGACUUUCUAUGGUCACAAACUUCCAGUUUUGAGCUUUGAUAUUUCUAGCGAUAACGCCUUGUUAUUAUCUGGCUCUGCUGAUAAAAAUGUUAAAUUAUGGGGUAUGGAUUAUGGUAAUUGUCAUAAAUCUAUAUUUGCUCAUCAAGAUGCAAUCACUUGUGUUAAGUUUGUUAAAGAUACUCAUUACUUUUUCACUGCUUCUAAGGACAGAACUGUCAAGUACUGGGAUGGUGAUACUUAUCAAUUAGUCAUGCAAUUCGAUGAAUGUCUCGGAGAAGUUUGGACUCUCGCUGUCAGCUCUAUUGGUGACUUUUUCGUUACUGGUAGUGGAGAUAGACUUAUUAGAAUGUGGAAACAAAACAAAGACUAAGUUUUCGUUCAAGAAGAAGAAGAAAAGAGAAUGGAAAAAAUGAUGAUCGAAGACUAUACUGAAGAAUAGCUUAAAAGGGAAGGAGAAGAAAGUCACAAACAGAUUUUACAAAAACAAAAUAUGGAAGUUGGUGAAGUCAUUAAAAAGAAAUUUGAAAAUCUAAAGUAUGGUGAAGAAAUUAUGGCUGCUAUUGAUUAAGCUGAAGAAUUAAGAGACCAAUACGUAGACUAUGAAAAUUAAUUAGUUUAUUAUGAAAAGAAUAAACACAUUUUAAAAGAAUUGAAAGAACCUGAAAAGCCUAACUUGCAAACUCUUUAAAAUCUUUCCAUCCCAGAAUACGUUCUGUUUGUCAUUGGAAAAAUUAAAACAAUUGAACUUGAAAACUCUCUCAAAUUCGUGCAUGUGAGCUACAUUGAAAAGAUUCUUUACUAUCUCAACUUUUACGUAGAAAACAACAUAAAUACUGAAUUAGCCUCCAGAAUCCUCUUCUUUAUUCUCAAAUCUCAUGAAACACACAUUCUCAAUUCUAAAAAGCUCGUUAAAUUACUUAUUAAUAUACAAAAACACCUCAGAUAAAACAUCUCAAAAGAAAGAGACACCAUAGGUAUGAAUCUCUGUGGUAUCUAAAUGAUCCAAAACGAUCUCAAAUCCCGUAAAACUGACGACAUAUUCUCUGAUGAUAUCUUCUCUAAGCGUUCUACUCUCUUCUGA